UUCAUACGAUUGAUCGAAGCCAUAUUCCUUUUAUAUUUUACAUACAGUGAGACUGUAAUCUGUCAUUGAAUAUGAGUUUUCUUGUAUUUACAGUUACUAGACCAGACGAUAAUUCUAAACUACCUAACCCUGUUAACAUAUCAUUGAAACUACUUUUUUUACCGGCACUAGCCCAAAUACAAAUCAUCUUAACGAUAUUGGCUACCAAAUUGUAAAUAUAAAGCGAAUGAACAUGCAGAAUGCAGUUUACCCGCUCAUUGUUACAGAAAGGUGAGAAGCAAAAUGUCUUCCAGAAUAGUGGCAAAGGACCAUAAAAUUGAUUGCUUCAAAACAGCUGACACCAAAUGGAAGAGACCAUUCUACUUUGUCCAAGGUGCUGAUUUACAGAUGGGAAUGAUUCAAAGUUACCUGGAAAAGAACCCAGUACCUGGGUGGAAGAAGGAGAUAGAAUUAGGAGAGAGAGCAGUUGCCAUAGUGAAUCAGAUGAGGCCAAGGCCGAAGUUUUUUGUGAUUUGUGGAGACUUGUGUGAUGCUUUUCCUGAUGGACAGCAAGAAAUUCGUCAAAAGCAGGAAGCAGACUUCAAAAAAAUAUUUGAAAAACUGGAUCCAGAAAUACCAUUUAUUUGCUUGAGUGGUAACCAUGAUGUAGGCAACCGCCCAACUGCAAAAACAAUCAAUUUGUACAAGUCCUCCUUUGGUGAUGACUACUUUUCAUUUUUGUGUGAUGGUGUGCAGUUCCUAGCACUCAACUCCCAGUACUUUGAGGAUGCCUCAGAGGUCCCAGAUCUGGCUCAGGAGCAUGAAAAAUGGCUGAAUGAAGAAUUGGAAUGUGCUAAGCAGGCAGGAUCCCGUGUAAUUGUGUUCCAGCAUAUCCCGUGGUUCUUGAAUGACCCUGAUGAGGAGUCAAACUAUUUUACCAUAAAACCAAAUAUUCGAAAAGUCUGGUUGGAGAAAUUCAGGAAUUCAGGGGUGGUACAUGUGUUUGCUGGUCAUUUACACCGCAAUGCAGGUGGUUCAUACAAGGGGAUGCCUGUUACUGUUACAACUGCCAUGGGAGCACAGUUGGGUGAUGAUAUGCCUGGCCUUCGUAUUGUCAGAGUCUUGGAGAACAAAGUUGAACAGAACUUCUAUUCUCUAAACAAUCUUCCCACAACCAUCGACCUGUAGAGAACCUCUUGGUAGUAGUUUGAUGCCAUAACACUAUGCCAAGAAGCACAGACCAUGUACGCAACGGACCAAGAAGAAAUGCCAUUGUACCAUAUGCAAGCCAGAAAGAAUAUGCAAAUGCCAUUUGGAGAGUGAGAACAACAACGAAGGGUAGGUGCUGACACAGGCGAUCCAAGAAGGAAGAAGACUUCCCUGUAAGGUGGGACCUAUACCUGUC
This is a messenger RNA of Zootermopsis nevadensis, 1384 nucleotides long. RefSeq names its product serine/threonine-protein phosphatase CPPED1. NCBI's taxonomy places the organism in Eukaryota, Metazoa, Arthropoda, Insecta, Blattodea, Termopsidae. The record is from RefSeq and is a predicted model, not a curated record. Gene Ontology annotation, molecular function: hydrolase activity.